AUGGCCACCAUCCGCUUCCUACAAUGUAAUCUCAACCACUGCGCCCGGGCGCAGGACCUGCUGGCCCAAACCAUGGCGCAGUGGUUGAUAAAUGUAGUGGUGGUUGCCGACCCGUACGUCAUCCCUUCCCGGGAUGACUGGACGGGUGAUGUCGGCAACCUGGUGGCCAUCUCCGUUCCGGCCCGCGACGGCUCCCCCCCUCUCCGAAAGGUGGCGAGAGGUACGGGAAGCGUGCUCGUGGUCGUCGGGGGAGUGGCCAUAGUGGGGGUGUAUUUCCCCCCCAGUUGGCCCCUCGCCGAUUUCGAGCGCGCCCUCGCAGAGGUGCAGGCGCUCACGGCGCGGGUCUCCCACCUCCCCGUGAUCGUCGCGGGGGAUUUCAACGCCAAAUCAACGGCUUGGGGAUCUCCCGCGACGAGCCCGAGGGGGGAAGAGUUGGAGGACUGGGCGGCCGCGUCGGGGUUGAUGCUCCUCAACCGAGGAAGGGAGCUCACCUGCGUGCGCCGACUGGGGGGGUCCAUCGUGGACCUCUCCUUCGCGUCCCCGGCCUUGGUGCCUAACAUCCGUGGAUGGAAGGUCGAGGUGGAUGUGGAGACGUUGUCGGAUCAUCGUUACAUUCGAUUCGACCUCUCCACGUCCGCCUCGGCCUCGACGAACGCGCCACGCACCACGGCCGGCGACGGCCCGCGCUGGGUGCUGGGGCGCCUGGACCGCGAGCUGGCGAAGGAGGCGGCCAUAGUCGCAAGCUGGGCAGCUCACUCUGAUCCCGUUGACUCCGCCGAGGACGUGAACGUGGAAGCGGACCGGCUGGGCGAGUUGCUGGCCAACGUCUGCGACUCGUCCAUGCCGAGGGCCCGCCCGUUCCGUCCCCGUCGGCGAGUGUACUGGUGGCGCCCCGAGCUGCGCGAGCUGCGGCGAGCGUGUGUGGCGGCGCGCCGCCGGUACACUCGCUGCCGGAGGCGUCGAGUCCGGGAUCAGAGGCAGGAGGAGGAGCUGUACCAGGCGUAUAGAGCCGACUGCCACGCUCUCCAGGUGGCCAUCGCGAAGGCCAAACAGGGAGCGUGGGAGGAGUGGCUCCAAACGCUGGAGGAGGACCCGUGGGGCAGACCGUACCGAGCGGUGCGGAAGAAGCUCCGACCCUGGGCUCCGCCCAUAACAACAACUAUGGAGCCACAAUUGGCGGAGGCGGUGGUCGGGGCUCUCUUCCCGCAACGGGUAGGGUCUGCCCUGCCAGCAGAGCAGGAGGCAGGGGCGGUCAACGACGAGGUGGAGCCGGUGUCCGAGAAGGAGGUGACGGACGCCGCCGCAAAACUUCGCCUCAAAAAGACCGCCCCUGGGAUGGACGGCGUGCCUGGUCGGGUGUUAUACCUGACGCUUCCCGAGCUUGGGGGGCGGAUUAGGGCCCUAUUCACCAGUUGCCUGGUGAAGGGCCGGUUCCCCAGCUCGUGGAAGGAAGGUAAGCUCGUCCUUCUAAAGAAGGACGACCGCCCGCCCGACCAGGCAUCGGCGUAUCGGCCAAUUGUGUUGCUCGGCGAGCCGAGUAAACUCUUCGAGCGCGUGCUUGUUGCUCGUCUCGCCGAGCACAUACGGCUGAACGACGCUCAGUUCGGGUUCCGCUGUGGUCGGUCGACCAUCGACGCGGUGUCCCGCCUUAAGGGCCUAGCCAAGGAGGUAGUCGCCCAGGGUGGCGUGUUGGUGGCUGUGUCGUUGGAUAUUUCAAACGCCUUCAACACGCUGCCCUGGACGGCGGUGAUGGGGGCACUGCAGCACUUCCGAGUUCCGGGUCACCUGCAAAGGCUGAUCCGGGACUAUUUCAUCGGAAGGGCUGUGGUGUACCCCACCAGAGACGGCUGGGCCCGACGGGCCAUGUCGUGCGGUGUUCCACAGGGAUCGGUCUUAGGACCGUUCCUGUGGAACAUCGGUUACGACUGGGUGCUGCGCGGAGCCGUGAUACGGGGGGUCGGCCUUAUUUGUUAUGCCGACGACACCCUCGUGACGGCCCGUGGCAGCACACACCGCGAGGCGAUGGCCCGCGCCACAGCGGGGGUCGCCCAGGUGGUCCACCGAAUCCGGAGGCUGGGUCUCGAGGUGGCUCUCAGCAAGUCCGAGGCCCUGGCAUUCCACGGGCAUCGGCGAGGGCCGCCUCGAGGCUCACAAAUAACGGUGGCCGGGACACCCAUCGCCAUCGCAGGUACUAUGAAGUACCUAGGACUAGUCCUCGAUGGUCGAUGGGUCUUCCGAGAGCACUUCCGGCGCUUGGCUCCGAAGCUGGUAGCCGCCGCAGGUGCUCUCGGAAGGGUCCUACCAAACCUGGGCGGCCCCGGAGGGGCAUGCCGCCGCCUCUAUAUGGGGGUGGUAAGAUCGAUGGCGCUGUACGGGGCGCCAAUAUGGGCGGAAUCCCUCAGCGCCCGUAACCGCAUCCUGCUGCGACGUCCGCAGCGGGUGAUGGCGCUGAGGGUGGCUCGGGCGUACCGUACGGCGUCAUACGAGGCGGCGUGCUUGAUCGCCGGUAGCCCGCCGUGGGCGCUCGAGGCCGAGGUCCUCGCGGCGGUCUAUCGGCGAACGAAGGAGAGCGACCUCCGCCCACAUCCGUUGGAGGUCAAGCAGUGGAAGGAGGAGGCUCGCGACGACCUCUUCCGGAAAGAUAUGGAGGAGAUGCGGCGCGAGUUAAAAGAUCUCGACAAGCGUCGACCUGCCCAGCCUGGCGAAGCGGACAUCCGGCGGAUGCUGGACGAAGUAUCGCGUGCCAACGUAGAAACGUUUGGCACCAUACUUAACGCCAGGCUGGCAGGUCUAGAGGACCGUCUCCUCCCCGAACCGCGGCGCCGGCCCCCGCUGGCGGCGGACAGGAGAGCGGAAGACGUCGGUCCCCCCGCUUCGCCCCCUAAGGCGAAAAAGGGGGCGAAGAAUAAGAAGGGACCAGCUGAAGAGCCCCUGCCCACAACAUCGGGCAGCGGGGCCCAGGAUCGGGCGUCUACUUCGGUGCCGGCCCCAGGCGAGGCUCCGCCCAAAAAGAAAAAGGGCAAAAAGAAGAAGAAGCAGCCGAGCCUGGCUGCCAAAGAGGCCGCACAGGCGAGGGACAGGCCUGCCCCUACGCCUGCCGAAGCCCCGUGGACCACGGUAGUGUCACGCGGGGCCAAGAAAGCAGCCAAGAAGGCGGCAAUGGGGGCGGAAAAUACUCGCCUCCCCGAAAAGAAGACCAAACUGCGGGCCCCUAAGACCGCGGCGGUCACGCUCACUCUCGCUCCGGGGGCAGAGGAGAGUGGCGCUACGUACGCCGCGGUCUUAGCUGAGGCGAGGAACCGCAUAAACCUGGCGGAACUUGGCAUCGCCGAUGUCAAGUUCCGCAGGGCGGCAACGGGCGCCCGAAUGUUGGAGGUGGGGGGCGAGGCAGCCCCGGAAAAGGCCGACUCUCUGGCCGCUAGGCUCAGAGAGGUGCUCGGCCCGGAGGUGGUCAGGGUCGCCCGGCCGGUGAAAUGCGCCGAAGUGCGUAUCACCGGCCUCGACGACUCUGUCACCGCGGCCGAGGUCGUAGAGUCUGUGGCCAGAGAGGGGGGCUGCGCGGCCGACGCUAUUAGAUCGGGCAGGCUCACCGUCGGCCCGAGGGGAGAUGGCUCACUCUGGCUGAGCGUGCCGGUGGCGGCCGCCAAAAAGGUGACCGACGCCGGCCGCGUGAGGGACCUGCUGGCCCAAACCAUGGCGCAGUGGUUGAUAAACGUAGUGGUGGUUGCCGACCCGUACGUCAUCCCUGCCCGGGAUGACUGGGCGGGUGAUGUCGGCAACCUAGUGGCCAUAUCUGCUCCGGCCCGCGAUGGCUCCCCCCCUCUCCGAAAGGUGGCGAGAGGCACGGGAAGCGUGCUCGUGGUCGUCGGGGGAGUGGCCAUUGUGGGGGUGUAUUUCCCCCCCAGUUGGCCCCUCGCCGACUUCGAGCGCGCCCUAGCAGAGGUGCAGGCGCUCACGGCGCGGGUCUCCCACCUCCCCCUCAUCGUCGCGGGGGAUUUCAACGCCAAAUCAACGGCUUGGGGAUCUCCCGCGACGAGCCCGAGGGGGGAAGAGUUGGAGGACUGGGCGGCCGCGUCGGGGUUAAUGCUCCUCAACCGAGGACGGGACCUCACGUGCGUGCGCCAACAGGGGGGGUCCAUCGUGGACCUCUCCUUUGUAUCCCCGGCCUUGGUGCCUAAUAUCUGUGGGUGGAGGGUCGAGGUGGAUGUGGAGACGUUGUCGGAUCAUCGUUACAUUCGAUUCGACCUCUCCACGUCCGCCUCGGCCACGACGAACGCGCCACGCACCACGGCCGGGGACGGCCCGCGCUGGGUGCUGGGGCGCCUGGACAGGGAGCUGGCGAAGGAGGCGGCUAUAGUCGCAAGCUGGGCAGCUCACUCUGAUCCCGUAGACUCCGCCGAGGACGUGAACGUGGAAGCGGACCGGCUGGGCGAGUUGCUGGCCAACGUCUGUGACUCGUCCAUGCCGAGGGCCCGCCCGUUCCGUCCGCGUCGGCGGGUGUACUGGUGGCGCCCCGAGCUGCGCGAGCUGCGGCGAGCGUGUGUGGCGUCGCGCCGCCGGUACACUCGCUGCCGAAGGCGUCGAGUCCGGGAUCAGAGGCAGGAGGAGGAGCUGUACCAGGCGUAUAGAGCCGACUGCCACGCCCUCCAGGUGGCCAUCGCGAAGGCCAAGCAGGGAGCGUGGGAGGAAUGGCUCCAAACGCUGGAGGAGGACCCGUGGGGCAGACCGUACCGGGCGGUGCGGAAGAAGCUCCGACCAUGGGCCCCGCCUUUAACUACAACAAUGGAGCCACAGUUGGCGGAGGAGGUGGUCGGGGCCCUCUUCCCGCACCGGGUAGGGUCUGCCCUGUCGGCGGCGGAGGAAGGAGAGGCGGUCAAUGACGAG
Papilio xuthus (Asian swallowtail) is the source of this 4884-nucleotide messenger RNA. The record is from RefSeq and is a predicted model, not a curated record. Lineage: Eukaryota; Metazoa; Arthropoda; Insecta; Lepidoptera; Papilionidae.